This is a messenger RNA of Myotis davidii, 2400 nucleotides long. RefSeq names its product kelch like family member 26 (gene KLHL26). NCBI's taxonomy places the organism in Eukaryota, Metazoa, Chordata, Mammalia, Chiroptera, Vespertilionidae. The record is from RefSeq and is a predicted model, not a curated record. Gene Ontology annotation, molecular function: protein binding.
CCCCCCGAUCCCCAAGUCGCAGUUUUCUGGACAGGCGCGCGGCCCCCCGUCACUCGAACGCGCGGGGGUAAGAUGGCGGAGUCCGGUGGCGGCGGCGGCGGCGGCAGCGGUGGCGUUGGCUUCGGUGCAGGCCCGGGCCCGGAGCGCCCAAGCAGCAUGGCUGAUAAGAACGGAGCUCUCAAGUGCACCUUCUCUGCACCCUGCCAUAGCACCAGCCUCCUGCAGGGCCUGGCCACACUUCGCUCACAAGGCCAGCUCCUGGACGUUGUGCUCACAGUCAACAGAGAGACUUUCCAUGCACACAAGGUGGUCCUGGCUGCCUGCAGCGACUACUUCAGGGCCAUGUUCACAGGCGGCAUGAGGGAGGCCAGCCAGGACAUCAUUGAACUGAAGGGCUUGUCAGCGCGUGGCCUGCGGCACAUCAUUGACUUUGCCUACAGUGCCGAGGUGACGCUGGACCUGGACUGUGUGCAGGAUGUGCUGGGCGCAGCUGUGUUCCUACAGAUGCUGCCAGUGGUGGAGCUGUGUGAGGAGUUCCUCAAGGCUGCCAUGAGCGUGGAGACCUGCCUGCACAUCGGUCACAUGGCCACCACCUUCAGCCUGGCCUCACUCAAGGAGUCGGUGGAUGCCUUCACCUUCCGGCAUUUCCUGCAGAUCGCUGCGGAAGAUGAUUUCCUGCAGCUGCCACUGGAGCGCCUCGUCUUCUUCCUGCAGAGCAACCGCCUCCAGAGCUGUGCCGAGAUCGACCUGUUCCGAGCUGCUGUCCGCUGGCUGCAGCAUGACCCUGCCCGGCGGCCGCGCGCCAGCCACGUGCUCUGCCAUAUCCGGUUCCCACUCAUGCACUCGUCUGACCUGGUGGAUAGCGUGCAGACGCUGGACCUCAUGGUGGAGGACGUGCUCUGCCGCCAGUACCUGCUAGAGGCCUUCAACUACCAGGUGCUGCCUUUUCGGCAGCACGAGAUGCAGUCCCCGCGCACGAUUGUGCGCUCCGAUGUGCCCUCGCUGGUGGCCUUUGGUGGCACCCCCUAUACUGACAGUGACCAUGCUGUCAGUAGCAAAGUAUACCACCUGCCUGAGCCAGGAGCCUGUCACUUCCGCGAGCUCACAGAGAUGGAGGUGGGCUGCAGCCACACAUGCGUGGCUGUGCUGGACAACUUUGUGUAUGUGGCCGGGGGCCAGCACCUGCAAUAUCGCAGUGGUGAGGGUGCUGGAUGCCUGCUGCGCUUGCAGGCCAUGCAGGAGAGCCGCAUCCAGUUCCAGCUGAACGUGCUGUGCGGCAUGGUCUAUGCCACGGGCGGCCGCAACCGGGCCGGCAGUCUGGCCUCCGUUGAAAGAUACUGCCCGCGGCGCAAUGAGUGGGGCUAUGCCUGCUCGUUGAAGCGCCGCACCUGGGGCCACGCAGGUGCCUCGGCCGGCGGUCGCCUUUACAUUUCAGGUGGCUAUGGCAUCUCUGUGGAGGACAAGAAGGCGCUGCACUGCUAUGACCCGGCAGUCGACCAGUGGGAGUUCAAGGCACCCAUGAGCGAACCCCGUGUGUUGCAUGCCAUGGUGGGUGCUGGCGGCCGCAUUUAUGCCCUGGGUGGCCGCAUGGACCAUAUGGACCGCUGCUUUGACGUGCUAGCUGUAGAGUACUAUGUACCAGAAACAGACCAGUGGACCAGCGUGAGCCCCAUGAGGGCUGGCCAGUCAGAGGCCGGCUGCUGCCUGCUGGACAGGAAAAUUUAUGUUGUUGGGGGCUAUAACUGGCGCCUCAACAAUGUGACAGGCAUCGUGCAGGUAUACAACACCGAGACAGAUGAAUGGGAACGCGAUCUGCACUUCCCUGAGUCUUUUGCAGGCAUUGCCUGUGCCCCAGUCCUGCUGCCCCGGGCCGGAAGCAGGAGGUAGCUCCUGGGAUGCCCCCCCGCCCCCCCCACACACCCAUGACCUGGCUGCAUGCUGUUCUUGCCAGGGGUUUGGUGAGCACGUGUCCUGUAGAGAACCUUGGGCCCCCUCCCCGUGGGCUGGCUGUAUAGUCCCGUUGUGCUGAUAAGCCUCCUUCCUAGGAUCCUUCCUUCCCAAAGCAGAUCUUGGCUCUCUGCCUGCCCAGGGAGCCUGCCAGUGAGGAGGCCGGUGUGUUGUGGCAGAAAACUUGAGCCUGAGGCAGUUUCCUCGUCUGCACGGGGUCCUCACUCAUGGGUUGGAAUAGGGGGUCUCUUUGGGGUAUUAUUGUGCCCCACUUCUCCCAUCCCUUAGUCCAGCAGUCUCAGAUGUUCAUAUGCAGGCUCAUUAGUGUCAAUCCAAAUUCAUAGUAUGCCACUCUCCCCAUCCCAAGUUUCUUGCGCAUGUGUAUUUUGUUUGCUUGCUUUUGUUAAUCCUCACCCAAGGAUAUUUUUUCCAUUGAUUUUUAGAGAGAGUGGA